Carassius auratus (goldfish) is the source of this 4282-nucleotide messenger RNA. RefSeq names its product ectodysplasin A (gene eda). Gene Ontology annotation, biological process: animal organ development; immune response. Gene Ontology annotation, molecular function: death receptor agonist activity; death receptor binding; tumor necrosis factor receptor binding. Gene Ontology annotation, cellular component: membrane. Bases 226 to 1326 code for a protein of 366 amino acids. Lineage: Eukaryota; Metazoa; Chordata; Actinopteri; Cypriniformes; Cyprinidae. The record is from RefSeq and is a predicted model, not a curated record. The transcript is spliced from 8 exons.
CAGCGCGCUUUUCCGCGUGAGGAUUUUCAAUAAGGUGACGUCACGCCGGCAGCCAAUCAGCUGCUAGGGGUCGGUCUCUGGAGCUGGCCGUAGUAGGUUAUCAGCCUGAAUCCUCGCACUCCGAGGUCAGGAAGCCAGAUGAGCCCGCAGAGAAGCGCUUGCUCACCGUGACCAGCCCAAGCCAAAAGUCGCUGAGAGGACGAGGAAGACUGUUAUGCAGAAGCAAUGCUGACUGACCUGCACGCAGCCAUGGUACCGAAGCGCGAGCCGGCGAAGUCGGAGGAGCGCAAGCGCACACAGGCGGCGUGUGAGUGCCAAAGCCAAUGCAACAACUGCAAAAUCUUCCUGAGUUUAUUCAUUCUCUCGCUCUCUCUGCACCUCGUCACGCUCUUCUGCUACCUGGAACUGCGCUCGGAGCUCAAACGAGAAAUAUCCCAAAAGAACAAAGAUGAGGUGUCAUCAAUGGAGCCAGUGCAGCACUAUGAAGCCACAGAACCAGUGCUCCGGUUACCGGACACCGACCACCCAACAAUAGACGACCAGAGCAGAUGGACAGAUGAACACACAAGAAGGCUGGAGAGAGUCAUUCAUCGUACCAAACGUUCAGAAACUAAUGGAAAAAAGAAAGGAGAGCGGAAAAAAGGCAAGAAAGGACCCCCUGGCGCUCCUGGACCCCCAGGCCCACCUGGUCCACAAGGUCCACCUGGAAUACCAGGGAUCCCGGGAAUCCCGGGCAGUAACGCAAUGGGUCCCUCUGGCCCACCCGGACCUCCUGGACCCGCAGGGCCACCUGGACCACAAGGUCCACCUGGACCACAGGGACCUUCAGGUGGCGCUGAUAAAGGCAAACACAGAGAGACACAGCCAGCUGUGGUGCAUCUUCAAGGUCAGGAAACUACUAUCCAGGUGAAAGAAGAUUUGUCAGAAGGUGUGUUGAAAAAUUGGAGAAUGAUCUCAAUCCAUCAGAGAGUGUUUAAAAUGCACUCACGCUCUGGAGAGCUGGAAGUCCUUCUCGACGGAACAUAUUUUAUAUAUAGUCAGGUAGAAGUAUACUACCUGAACUUCACGGACAUAGCGAGUUAUGAGGUGAUGGUUGAUAAGACUCCAUUCUUACGCUGCACGCGAAGCAUCGAGACCGGCCAGCGCAAGUUCAACACCUGCUACACCGCGGGGGUGUGUUUGUUGCGAGCCCGCCAGAGGAUCUCCAUCCGCAUGGUGUACGAGGACACCUCCAUCUCCAUGAGCAACCACACCACCUUCCUCGGCAGCAUCCGUCUAGGGGACGCCCCUGCUGCCGGACACACCCCUGCCGCCGGACACUCCUGAGCCCGUACAGGUCGACCCGAUCAGACACACACAUCCCGCUGAUGAGCUCACAGACCACACCCACUGAACUCAACUGAGCCAGUAUGUGUCAUUAGCACCGCCCCAAGGACACAGAGCCACCCAUUUAUGGACGACCGGGCUCAUCUACAUAUCUGCCGAGCAUCAGGCAAAUGUGACUGUGUAGCAUGACCAACACUGACAAAAAGAUCUAAUUCUCUCUGAGCACUGAAACAGUCUCCAUCAUUCCGCAAACACUAGCAGCACAACAUUUACCACAAAUUAUUAAAUCAACAGACUGGCUUCCUGGUGAAUAACCAAGAUGCAUUGUGUAUCAACCAUUCUAGCCAUUUGAGUGGAUGAGCUCAGCGCCCUACAGCUGCUGCGUGUAUGUGGUACCCAGUACACAUAGCACAGGGAGGAAAUGCACCUGCAAUGACUGCAGUGAUUGGAACUGUGACCGAAGUGAUACUCUAUUCAUUCAGUGCACAGUUAGCCGCCCGCUCAAUCCAUAACCGACACACACUUUUAUAGAUUCAACAACACAUAAAUAGGGAACCUGUGUACUUUUCUAUUAAGCACUGAUAAUGGCAAUGUAUAAAACAGAAUAUCUACAGAAUAUUUACAAAUGCAGUCAAGAUACCCAUUUUUUAUAUGAAGUCAUGUGAUUCUGAAAUGUACAGUUUUAUUUUUCUUUGCUGUUUACCUGUGGGAAAAACUGAGUGAUGACAGUAGUUCAGGCACUGAAACUGAUGAUAAUCCAUAAUGUUUUUUUAGUGUCCUAAACAUCAUUCUGAAUAUGCAAUACAAUACCAUAUGCCUCCUGUAGGGGACAGUAGUGCUCCUCUAUAGCAUAUGAAGCACUGAGUCUGCCUGUGUUUGGAAUAGAAUACUGUUGUACUUUGAUUACUUCUGCUACAGUACAUAGAAUGCAUGCUGUACUACUGUGUGUGUGUGUGUGUGUGUGUUUAUAUACAUACACACACACACUACUGUUUAUCCCUCUGGUGCUCUUCGGUCACUUUUGAAUUUUUUUAAAUCACAGCUUCAGCGGAAUGGUAUGAAACUUGGUGAGUUUUAUGGCAUUUGGAAUGUAAACACACACAAAAAUAAGUGGUCGUAAAAAAGUAGUCUCACUUGUGGUCUUUGGUCAAAAAUAACUGACCUUAGGAAAUGAAUGGGAAAUCUAAAAAAAAAUAAAAAAUAAAAAUCAAACCUGCCUCAAUGCUGAAAAUAGUUCACAGCAAUGAUGGGGUGAUAGACUUAAACAUCAAGAGUGCAAAACCAACACAUCCACUCUGUAACCAUAAGCCAAAACAAGUCAGAAAACUGAAAUCAGACUAGACCCAGAAGAAUAAAGCUCUGAUAAAACAUUCCUGUUCAUUUUUGUUACAUUUUUAUAUAAUUUUUAUGUUUUGUGUAACAAAAUGCUUUCUGUGUUCAGGUUUGACUGUAGUAAUAAUAAUAAAAAAAAACUCAUGCUUCAAAUCAACAUUUCAAACCCUCCAAAAAUCUAAACCUUUACAAAAAGUUGUAUUUGAAAAGGUCUAAAUAUAUAUCUAAACCCACAACUUAAUAAAAAAAAGUAUUUAUGUAUUUAAAAACAAUUAGCGAAUUUAUAGGCCUUUUAUAUAGAACUUGGAAUAGUUUUUUUUUUUUUUCUUAUUUUACUCCCACCAGCACUAAUCUGACUUAAUAAAUUGGAUUUAAAAGGCAUUGACUAUUUUAACAUGAAAUACUGCAUUAAUUGAAAAGUAAUAUUAUUAUUUUUUUUCAGUUGAAAGAAAUUGAUCAUAAUUAUUGCAUUAAUUAGUACCAUGAAAUCAUCUCAAAAUAAAAAAAAAUAUUAUGGAACAAAAAUAUGUUAUAUGGAUUUUAUUGGCGGGGUUACAUUUUAGGUGUCCGUCACUUUUGACCAUGAAGAUCACAAGUGUGGCUCCUAAAUGAGGAGCACCAGAGGGUUCAAAGAAGUUUGGGUCAGUAGUAUUUUUUUAAUUUAAGAACACAUUCAAUUGGUUAAAAGUUACAGUAAAGACAUUUACAGUGUUGCAAAAGAUUUCUAUUUCAAAAGAAUGCUGUUCAGUAGCGUAUAUGCUGAAUACUGUAUCCCACAAUACAAAAUCCCACAUAUAUUCCCAUUAAUAUAAACAAUUUUUUUUUUAAAUCCUGUAGAACAUACAAGAAAACUCUUUAACUAGAAUACUACUGAAACAUAGCAUUUAAUAAUCUAUUCUGUUGCACGUAACGGUUAGAGAACUAGUAGGCAGUAUUCAGUAUAUAUUGCACACAGUAUACAGUAAGGAAUAUUCCAUUCCAAACACAUGAGCCAGUCUUUCACUCCAACACAUCCUGAUAAAAAUCACAGUGUCAUGAAUCAACCCUGGAGACUUCUCCAGCGCCCAAGUGACAGCUCAGGAUUGUGGAUCUGAAUGGCUUGUAAAGAAAAACUGAAUUAUGCGAGUGUAGUUUAGUUAAUAAGAAUCAGAUCCUCACAGUGAGAACAAACUGCUUUAUUGUGCGUUCAAAGGUCUUGGAAUAAUAAGAAGCAUGGGAAUUAUCUGGAACCUUGUAAAGAGAGCUGGUAAUCUGCCCUCAGGUUUCCUCUGCAUGUUCCCUCGGUCUCCACAUUGAAAUGUAAAAAAAAAAAAACAGGAGAGUCUGAAUGUGAUUGUGUUCGGAUAGAUUUGUUGUUUAGAACUAUCCCUUUUUCUUCCCUCAAACAUCACAUCCGACCGACAGCUUGUUUGAGUUUUUUAUUCUUGUGUGUGUGUUUGUGUGUGUAUGUGUGUGUGUGAGUUUUAGAUACGAAUGUCUUUGUGGGUAAAUGAUUUGUAUGUAGUCCUGUUUUACUGAAGAAGAUUAUGUAUAUUUGUAAACUAUACAGGGACUGUAUAUAUAUGUACAUAAGAUAUUUUGUUCUUUUGUAAAGUUUUUAAUGUCCUAUUAAAUUGUUUUUGGA